AUGGAAACAAAAAUAUUGGGAUUACAAUUUAAAAAAAUAUUAAACGUCAAAAUAGAAAGGCACAAGAUGAAGCGUAAUCUUACCCUUUCGAAUGUUGAAAAGGAAAUUGAAAUUCCGGGACAAUAUGAUGGAUUAAAUACAUUUCGGACCCACGAAUUUGGAUAUGCCAAUAACGGCUCAUCGAAUGGAUUGAUAAUACGGGACUAUGCUUUCACUUUAUUCAAAAGGAAAUUAAUGAUCCAAAAAAUCUUUGCUGAUGCACAAUCGAGUCAUUCCUAG
Messenger RNA from Funneliformis geosporum, 279 nucleotides. Lineage: Eukaryota; Fungi; Glomeromycota; Glomeromycetes; Glomerales; Glomeraceae. The record is from the annotation of a GenBank genome assembly.